AUGUUCUCUUCCUUGGAACGCUUUGUCGAUGCUUUUUCUAUACGGGUAGAUGAGUAUGAAUGCGGAACAACAGUCAACCAUAAAGGAGAAACGAGACGGAAAAGAAAGCAGAAAAGAGAAAAUAAUUUAAAAGAUCUAUCUAUCUAUCUAUCUAUCUAUCUAUCUAUAUCUAUCUCAAUCUCUUUAUCUAUAAUAUCUAUCUAUCUAUCUAUCUCUUUCUUUCUCUCUCUCUCAUGUUUGUACCAGAUUAAUACUCCUUCCAUAUCUCUCUCUCACUCUCUCUCUCCCCCUCUCCCCUCUCUCCCCCUCUCUCUCCCUCUCUCUCUCUCUCCCCUCUCUCUCUCCGGUCUUUCUUUCUCUUUGUGCUCUACGGCAAUUACUUCGUAUCUAUCUAUCUAUCUAUCUAUCUAUUCUAUCUAUCUAUCUAUCUAUCUAUCUCAUCGCGUUCUUCAGUGUUGCUCGCUGUGCGUGUCCGUCUGCGCGCCAAUCGGUGUUCCUCACUUACCUCGUUCGCCUGCUUUACUCUAUGGCGAACCGUAUCGAACACUCAUGAAGUGUCCCUGCGCUUUUAUUUGCUUUGUAUGCAAGUAUCUCUCGAGCACAAUCACUCGCCCAUACGCUAAACCUGCUAGACAACCACGCAUUCUGUUUCUCUCCCUCCCCUCUCUCUCUCUCUCUCUCUAUCUAUCUAUCUAUCUAUCUAUCUAUCUAUCUAUAUCUGGUUAUUUAUGUAUUGUUCAUUGUGUGUGUAUGCGUUUGUAA
This is a messenger RNA of Acanthosepion pharaonis, 762 nucleotides long. NCBI's taxonomy places the organism in Eukaryota, Metazoa, Mollusca, Cephalopoda, Sepiida, Sepiidae. The record is from the annotation of a GenBank genome assembly.